Molecule: messenger RNA, 1523 nt
Organism: Cylas formicarius (sweet potato weevil)
Lineage: Eukaryota; Metazoa; Arthropoda; Insecta; Coleoptera; Brentidae
Product: neuropeptide SIFamide receptor-like
Exons: 4
Coding region: 147-1523 (458 amino acids)
Biological process (GO): G protein-coupled receptor signaling pathway
Cellular component (GO): membrane
Molecular function (GO): peptide binding; neuropeptide Y receptor activity
Source: RefSeq, a predicted model, not a curated record
CGUCGCUAGAGCGCCACGACGUCUCGGGAAACGCGCGCGUCGCGAUAUCAUUAAAGUUAUGUGAAUAGUUUUAAAACUAUUUUAAGAACGCUUUGAGUUUUUAAAAGCUUGGUUUACAUGGAGUGCCGCGAUUAGCUUCCGCUUAGAUGGAUAGAAAACAAAAAAAUCCGAUGAUCGAAACAAAAUCCAUGAUCGACUUCGACAAUUUCGAAAUAAACGAUAUCAAAUUAGAUGACUUUGUAACUGACGGGGAGUUUAUUGAAAGUGUUGAUAGGAUGCUCUCCUCCGAAUAUUUUGGCGGAUUCUUUGAUGCAGUGCAGGUACAUACGGAAACUAGUGAGCUUCACAAGACGGCCGUUUUCGAAAUCAAAGCCAACGGUGCAACUAUAGUGAUGAAUGCUUCGUUAAAUGCAACGGAAUCCGCUUUCAUUCCGGAACUUUUUUAUCGGCAUUCGGCAGCCAUGACAAUUAUUUAUUGUGUCGCAUAUCUUUUGGUGUUCGCUGUCGGUUUGGUUGGAAACUUUUUCGUUAUAGCUGUGGUGUUUCGAUCACCGCGCAUGCGGACGGUCACAAACUUUUUCAUUGUGAACUUAGCCGUUGCUGACAUUUUAGUGAUAGUUUUUUGCUUGCCGGCUACGCUGAUGUCCAAUAUAUUUGUCCCUUGGGUUCUUGGAUGGUGGAUGUGCAAAACAGUCCCUUACGUACAGGGUGUAUCCGUUGCUGCUUCUGUGUACAGCUUGGUGGCAGUAUCUCUAGACAGAUUCCUGGCGAUAUGGUGGCCCCUCAAAUGCCAGAUCACCAAGAGACGCGCCCGAAUCAUGAUCGUCUUCAUUUGGUGCGUCGCUUUAACAACCACAAUCCCGUGGGCUUUAUUCUUCGAUUUGGUCGUUAUUUUCACCGACGCACCGGACGUCCAGCUCUGUCUGGAAGUGUGGCCGAAACCUCUCAGCGGCUCUCUCUACUUUUUAACCGCAAACUUGUUAUUUUGUUAUAUUCUGCCCAUGAUACUCAUCACCAUGUGUUACGUUCUCAUUUAUAUCAAGGUCUGGAAACGAAACAUUCCUAGCGACACCAAGGACGCCCAAAUGGAACGCCUGCAACAGAAAUCGAAAGUGAAAGUCGUCAAAAUGCUGGUAGCGGUCGUCAUUUUAUUCGUCAUAUCUUGGUUGCCGUUGUACGCCAUUUUUGCGAGGAUCAAGCUGGGCGGGGACAUCGAACCGUGGGAGGAGGAGAUUCUUCCGAUAGCUACUCCAGUAGCGCAGUGGUUGGGAGCUUCGAAUUCCUGUAUAAAUCCGAUCCUGUACGCGUUUUUCAAUAAAAAAUUUAGGAAAGGCUUCGUGGCUAUCAUCAAAAGCAGGAAGUGUUGCGGGAGGCUCAGGUACUACGAAACCGUAGCCUUGAUGUCGUCAUCGACUAGCAUGAGAAAGUCGUCGCACUUUUACAACAACAACUCUUCGACUAGAAAAAUACCUAUUAACGAAAACAUGGCGGUAUCCUAUAUUUGCAACAACACUGGGGUGUGA